CCACGUGUUUCUCACGUCGUGGUCGUAACCUGUUUUAAUCUCUUUCUUCAGCGUUACGAAGCCGAGUUGUGAUUGUACUUUUAUAACUUUAGAAUUGAAAGCACUCGUCCAAAAGAAACUUUCUCCGGGGCAUUCUGCGCCAACAAUGUUCUCUGUUUUUUUCAAAUAAUUAAUUUAACUCCGGAAUAAUCAAGAUGUUAACUAAAAAUUUAUCAUUUUUCUGUGAACGAAAUCAGAGAUAUGAGCAGAGAUUUUCAUCUUUUGUAGAAGAAUGUAAUAAACUUGAACCUGACAAAAUUUUGGAAAUAUUAAGUGAAUUUUUGAUGCAACCAGAGUGCACAAAAGAUGUUGCUGACUGUUUUCCAGAAUUGUUACCAGCGCUUGUUUCUGUAGCGAUACCUGCAGUUGACGUACAAUCGUCAGCAUUAACGGACAAGGACAAGGUUCAUAGAUUAAACUGUGUCAUAUUAGGAAAGCUGGUUAAUAUUAAUCAAGAUUUACUAGUGUUUGUCUUACGUUACUUUGAUAAUAACCUAGCUCCAUUCGAACAUCUCGACAACUCUCUUGAUACAGUUCCACCUCCAAAGAAACAAAACAGAAGAAAAUUUUCAUGUAUCUUAGAAGUAUCUGACUAUGACAUUGCUAUCGCAUGUCACAAUAUCUUGCAGUCUGCUACUAGCCAUUUUAAGCAAAAAUGGCAUUGGUCUGCAUUUUACAAGUAUUUAACAAAUGCAGAUGACAGGGUGAAAUGGAUCGCCUUAAAAUGUAUAGCUAUAGUUUUGAACAUGUCUGAAUCAACAAAACUGUUGCGGGCACAAACAAUCAUUCCAAAUUUUGAAAAAUUUAAAUUAAAAUUUUUAAUUGACCAUGAAGACAAAGGCAUAGAUACUAGCAUUGCCUGUGCCAGCUUUGAGUCAACGGAGGACACAGUUAAAAAUAUCCCAUCUAUCGUAUCUGUUGGUGGCAUUUUAUUGCCCACUCUCGGCAGGAAUAAAAGCACCCACAAUUUAGUCGCGGUUUCUUCCACGAAGAAAAAUCUGCAAAGUCUGGCCAUAGCCGUUGGCUCCAGGAAAUGUAUCUGCCUGCAAGGACCAGUUGGUUGCGGUAAGACGGCUCUGGUGGAGUAUUUAGCCAGAAUCACUGGACAUGAUACGUCGAACUUCGUUAAAGUGCAGUUGGGCGAUCAGACCGACUCGAAGAUGCUGCUGGGAAUGUACAGGUGUACCGACGUGCCUGGCGAAUUUGUUUGGCAACCGGGUGUCCUCACACAGGCGGUUGUCUCUGGCAAAUGGCUACUCUUAGAGGACGUGGAUAGCGCUGCCCUUGAUGUAGCCAGCGUUUUGAGCAAUCUGGUGGAAACUGGAACACUCAGCGUACCCGGCUAUCGCGAUACCAUUUAUACCAACAGCGGUUUCCAGUUAUUCGUUACUCAGCGAUUGAUGAUGUCCACAACGGGCAUUCAAAAACAUGUCACAGGAGCAUCAAGUUUGUUGCAAAAGCAUUGGCUGUGCCUAAACGUGGAACCUCUGUCCAAGGACGAAUUAGUGACUGUGGUCCAAACACUGUUUCCAGUAUUGAGCACUAUUGCUACUAAAAUAGUAGAUGUAUUCUUGUUGUUCUCCGCAGGAGAUCACGACGGUGAAAGUAACGCAAGUGAUGCUAUACUAUCACUGAAGAUUGGACGACAAACGUCGACGCGAGAUUUAAUAAAAUGGUGUUCCAGAGCUGUCAUCGAUUACAGAGUUUCAUCGUCAGAUUCUCUAUUCAAAAUAUUUCAGGAUGCUGUAGACGUCUUUUGCUGUUCGGUGCCUAAUCAAGAGCAACGAUUAAAUUUGGCGAUGGCGGUAGCUCCUAAACUUGGCAUUGUAAUGACGAAGCCGAAGCACUUUUGUAACAUGUUUCGCAAACCGGAUAUAGACCUACGUCCCAAGCUUCUGAUAGCGGGCAGGGCGAAGUUAACACGUAAAAAAGCGCAAUACGCGAGAAUAGAUGUAGAAAAGAUCAAUUUCUCUUUUACAAUGCCUUCUGCCUGUUUGUUGGAGCGCAUAGCUAGUUGCGUCAUACAAAAAGAGCCCGUGCUGCUGGUCGGCGAGACUGGUACCGGAAAAACGAGUUCGAUACAAUACCUCGCGAAGAGUACAGGCCACAGAUUGACAAUCAUAAAUAUGAAUCAGCAGAGCGAGAGUGCGGAUUUACUAGGUGGCUACAAACCGGUCGAUCUGAAGUUCCUGAUUUCGCCCAUCCGAGAGGAGUUUGAGAUCCUAUUUCGCUCUUACUUCGUCAUCGAGUCAAACAGGAAGUUUCUUGAACACAUUGCUCUGUGUCACAAGCAGCAGAAGUGGAAGAAUCUUGUUGCUUUGAUGAGUCACAGUGCGCGCGCUGCUGUGAAGAGAUUGAAAGAUAAAUGUGGGGACCUUGAUGACAUCGCGUUCAAGAAAGACUCUUUGAAACGUUCCAAACAAGACAAGACUCGAGAGAAAUCCGAUCAGGAUAUCCAGACUGAUAUAAAUCUACUGAGAAAGUGGGAAAAAUUACUGGAGAAACUGGACAAGCUGGGAACUCAGGUGAGGAGUCAAUAUGCACUGGCAUUCUCCUUUAUAGAGGGGAGUCUGGUCAGGGCUUUGCGAAACGGUUAUUGGGUUCUUUUGGAUGAGAUCAAUCUGGCGAACGCGGAGACACUAGAAUGUCUUUCCGGUUUGUUGGAAGGCUCCUCGGAGUCUCUGCCGUUAUUGGAGCGCGGUGAUGGAGAAUCCGUGACAAGACAUUCCGACUUCACGGUGUUCGCCUGCAUGAAUCCGGCCACAGAUGUCGGCAAGAGAGAUUUACCGGUCGGUUUGAGGAACAGAUUCACCGAGUUCUACAUCGACGAGCUGACCGGGCAAUCGGAUCUUCAGUUGCUCGUGAGCUCUUAUCUGGCAGAAUUAAAUCUGUCGCUAGAGAAGCACAAAUCGAUCGUGAAGUUCUACCUGAACGUGAGAGAGGAAACUAUGACCACGUUGUUCGACGGCACGGCGCAUAAACCGCAUUACAGUUUGAGAACGUUGUGUCGCGCAUUGUACAUUUCCGCGUCGAAUCCCUGUGGCAAUAACCUGAGAUCCCUGUACGAAGCCUUCUCUUUGAGUUUCCUGACGCAGCUGGAUUAUAACUCGUAUCCGAAAGUACAGAAAUUGAUCGCGGAAGCUAUCCUCGAUAACAAGAGCGCCAAAGCAAUUCUUGGCACUCCUAUACCGAAACCGGGAUGCAGUCCAGGAGAAGAAUAUUUGUACAUCGAAGGAUAUUGGGUCCUGCAAGGAAGCUUAACGCCUGAAACACCUAGCAACUAUAUAUUGACUGAUUCCGUCAGGAGAAAUUUGAAAGACUUGGUACGAGUCGUGUCGAUCGGAAAAAUUCCAGUUUUGCUACAAGGCGACACGUCAGUCGGCAAGACCAGUUUAAUUACCUAUCUGGCGAAGACCACGGGACAUGUCUGCGUCCGUAUAAACAAUCACGAGCACACAGAUUUGCAGGAAUACGUUGGAAGUUACAUCGCGGACGAGACCGGAAAGCUGGUGUUCAAGGAAGGUGUCCUAGUUGACGCGAUGCGUAAAGGAUACUGGAUUAUUUUGGACGAGUUAAAUUUAGCCCCGAGCGACGUUCUGGAAGCUUUGAAUCGCGUCCUCGACGAUAACAGGGAAUUAUUCAUACCUGAGACGCAACAGGUAGUAAAAGCGCAUGAUCAUUUUAUGCUGUUUGCGACGCAAAAUCCUCCUGGGGUCUACGGCGGCCGAAAAGUUUUGUCACGAGCGUUCAGGAACCGAUUUGUAGAAUUGCACUUCGACGAAAUACCGCCAAACGAGUUGCAGAUAAUACUCAAUCAGAGAUGCAGUAUGCCAGAGUCAUACUGCAAACAAAUAAUCAACGUAAUGACGGAUCUCCAAAUAAGACGUAAAAGUACGUCGACUUUUGCUGGUAAAAAGGGAUUUAUAACUCUGCGAGAUCUAUUUCGUUGGGGUGAGAGGUACAGAUUAGCGCCCGACGUAGGCGAGAAACUGUAUGAUUGGAGUCAACAUCUGGCGGACGAAGGCUACCUCGUUCUCGCGGCUAAGGUCCGUAAAGCGGAAGAAGCGGACGAAAUAAGACAAGUGAUACGAAAACACUUGAAGAGGGACGUGGACCCUGACAGCUUGUUCACACUGAACGAUAAGACUUCGCCAGUAACGAGGCAUAUAUUGGAAGAACUGAAGAACAGUAUUCCUGGCUUUGACCAUAUCGUAUGGACUUAUCACAUGCGUCGAAUGGCGGUUCUGGUAAAGAAAUCCUGUCAGUUUAAGGAACCGGUGUUACUGGUUGGAGAAACCGGUGGAGGCAAAACCACAGUCUGCCAGUUGAUCGCAGCCAUCAAUGGCCAAGCUAUGCGCGGUGUGAAUUGCCAUAUGCAUACCGAAUCGUCCGAUUUUCUGGGAAAUCUGCGACCUGUUCGUGAGCACGCCAAGGAUGAUCAGAGGCUCUUCGAGUGGGUGGAUGGACCGUUGAUAAAUGCCAUGCGUAACGGCGACCUGUUUUUGGCUGACGAAAUUUCAUUAGCCGACGAUAGCGUUUUGGAACGAUUAAACUCACUUUUAGAGCCGGAGCGUAGUCUUCUACUGGCUGAAAAAGGAAUAGAGUCUUCGCACGGUGAAGAGAACACUGUGAUUGUGGCGGACGAGAAAUUUGUGUUCGUCGGCACGAUGAAUCCCGGCGGUGAUUACGGCAAGAAGGAGCUUUCGCCGGCCUUGCGAAAUCGCUUCACUGAAGUGUGGUGCGAGGGAUGUAUGGCCAGGAGCGAUCUACGCGAUAUAAUAACACAUAAUCUUCGCAUCGAUUCGGAAACAACGAGAGAGUCCGUCGCCACUGCGAUAUUGAGAUUCACUGAAUGGUUACAAACUACCGAAGUAGGCAAGAAGCUUACUGCGAGUAUACGAGAUGUACUCACCUGGAUCGAUUUUAUAAAUGUAUCUACUGCCGGCACCUUGACAGUCGGAGAUGCAUAUUAUCACGGCGCUUGUCUCACGUAUAUUGAUAGUCUUGGAUCUGGUACCACGGGUUCGGAGAGUUCCAGUAAAUUGACAGAUUUUACAGAGACUGCUUUUCAAUUUAUCAAGUCGGAAGUCGAAGAUACGAUACAAUCGGAAUUUGAUGUGGAAACUACUUCUAUGAUAAACAAAAAUGACGUUAUAGAUACUUCAGACGUAUUCGGGGUGCCACCAUUUUAUGUUAAAAAAGGCCCGCAUAUCUCUUGUGAAACUCAUGCAUUUACAUUCACAACUCCAAUUACGAAACUGAAUACGUUGAAAUUGCUAAGAGCAUUACAAUUAAAUAAGCCGAUUCUUCUGGAAGGAAGUCCAGGUGUAGGAAAAACUAGUCUGGUUUCCGCACUCGCGAAAGCCGCAGGGCGUACUUUGCUCAGAAUUAAUUUAAGCGACCAAACGGACGUAUCCGACUUGUUUGGCGCCGAUCUUCCCGUAGAAAACGGGAAAGGCGGUGAGUUCGCAUGGCGGGAUGGUCCAUUUUUGCGAGCUUUGCGUGCCGGAUAUUGGAUUCUGCUUGAUGAGUUAAACCUGGCAUCGCAAUCGGUCCUAGAAGGCCUUAAUGCAUGCUUCGAUCACAGGGGAGAGAUAUACAUCCCCGAACUAGGGAAGACAUUUUCAGUCAAACCUGGUACAAGAUUGUUCGGUUGUCAAAAUCCCUUGCGGCAAGGUGGAGGUAGACGAGGCUUACCGAGAUCUUUUUUAAAUAGAUUUACUCAGGUAUCCAUAGAUGCAUUAAUGCAAGACGACUUGAUGUUUAUACUUGGUGUGCAAUUUCCACAACUUCCUGUGGAAUUGAUCAAUGCCAUGGUGCGAUUUAAUAGCGAAUUAGCGUCGGAAGCUGGCAUCGUAUGGGGACAUGCCGGGUCCCCAUGGGAAAUGAAUCUACGAGAUCUUACUCGAUGGUGUGAAACGAUUAUCGAAGCCGCUUCUAACGAAUUUCGCAGUAAUAAUUUAGAGUAUAAUCCAGGUGACAGCGUGGAGCUCAUUUAUGUUAACAGAAUGAGGACUAAUGAAGAUCGACAAAAGGUUUAUCAGGUAUAUAAAAAUAUAUUCUUAGAGAGCUAUCCUCUCCCACUCAAUCAACUACCUAUGUACCUCACGGAAGACAAACUUUUCAUCGGCGACGUGACGUUAAGCCGAAAAAAUUGCAGUGAACCACAGGACUUUAACUUGUUAGUGCUGAGAGAACAGAAAAAGACAUUGAGGAGUCUCAUGCAGUGUGUCAAAAUGAAUUGGAUGUCUAUUCUUGUUGGUGCUUCGGGGUGCGGGAAAAGCAGUGUGGUUCGUUUACUUGCCGCUUUGACAGGCCAGAAGCUGAGAUCAAUUGCCGUGAAUUCUGCGAUGGACACGACGGAGAUAUUAGGUGGCUUCGAACAGACGGAUUAUAAUCGGCAUCUUGAACAACUAUUUGGGCGCGUAACGACUUUACUUAUCGAGAGUCUGCAAACUUUAGCUAUCGACAAUUUGGGGCAAGUUGCCGAACUUCACAAACGUCUGGAGCAAGUACGAGACUUAUUCGAUGAAAACGUCGCCGGCGGAACAAUGGCCGAGGAGACCGAGCGAUUCUUACGUAAAAUCAAGGAACUGUCGAACGUGGUGUCGGCGAUGGAGCUUCGUGAGCCAUCCCGCGAAUCGGAGCUAAGAGAUAUCGAGUCGAGGCUGAGCAACUUGAGGAUUCUCGUCGAGCAGGAUAAAUGCCUGAAUGCCGGCGGAAAGUUCGAAUGGGUGGACAGUGUGUUAGUAAAGUGCUUACAAGACGGUACUUGGCUGCUCAUCGACCAGGUUAAUCUGUGUAGCCCGGCUGUAUUAGACAGACUUAAUGGACUGUUAGAGCCGAACGGUGUUCUCAGUAUCGGCGAACGAGGAGUUGAUAGCGAAGGCAAUGUCAUUACCAUCAAACCGCACGAAAAUUUUCGCUUAUUUCUAACCAUGGAUCCCCGAUACGGCGAAAUUUCCAGGGCCAUGCGUAACAGAGGCGUCGAGAUUUACAUGCUCGGCUCGAAGGAGAACGUCAACGAGGAUGUAAUCGAUUUCAAGUCGCUGUUACUUAACGCCGGCAUUACGAAGUCCGCGCAUCGCGACGCACUGCUCGAGAUUUACGACAGAAUGUCGGAGGAGAUCGUCGCCGUGGACCGAUUCAGCGCGAUCGAUUUGCUGCACACCGCGUUCUUGGUGAAGCAACGGUCGCUGCGCGGAUUCCCCGCGGAGCAAUCGAUCAGGAACGCGUGUAUCGACGUCUACGUGAAGUCUAGAUCGUCGCGAGAUCCGCGUUUCAAAGACCAUCUGACUUCCCUGAUCGAUGAAAUUGUUGAGCGACAUGUCGCGCGCGAUGAUGAAGAGAUGUCGAUGAUCGAUUUGGAUGCCGCCACGUGGAGCGUGAAGAAUCUGCAAGACAAUUCGAGACUCGUUAGGAUCAGGCAACAAGGCUUACUAUUGAACGCUGCUGUUAACAUGUACAAAUCAUCCCUAAAAUCUGAUUCGGGAAAUAUCGAAAGAGAUAUUGUUACGACGAAGUUGUUGAACGACUUCUGCGGUCUUAAAGAGGAUGAAAAGUUGGACGUUGACGUUGCUGACGUAUUGCCGUAUCUCCUCUUGAAUUUUUACGAGCAAUCCUCGCAAGACGACGCGCCACUCAGGAAGGAAUGGAUCUCGAAGAUGUUGCGAGGAGACGCGAUACUUGACGAUCUUGAGGAGAAGAACGCGCUAUGGGCGAAAAUAAUCGCAGAUUUUUGUUUCGAAUCUGCAAACGCGAGAAGUUCGUUACCCUGGGAUCUAUGGCAGCUCGUUGGAAAGGAUCCUUCCAUCGGAGGACUUAGCGACGCGAAUAAAUUGUUACUGUUGCUAUAUGCAUUCGGUAUGAUUCUAAAAAGUGAUACAUCGCAAAAGAAGACGGAGAUGUUGGAGAACAAAGACUUGAUAUCCGUGAAACUAUACUCUAGCGUUGUAAAUGACGGUAAGCUACUUUCGCAAUUGAAAAACCAACCGCUCAUAACGUGCUUCGUGCAAUUCCUUGAACAAGCGCAUUCUUGCAUCAAAGCGAUUUUACAAGAUGUAAAGGUAAAUGUCGACAGUUACGUCGAAUGGAGAGCAGGGUUGAGAUGGUUCGCGAGAUUUGAAAGACUGGGCGAAAUUACGCUCAUAGAUAAGUCAAAAAAGUCUAAAGACGUGGUCACAAAUUUGGAACAGACUUCUCUGUUACUAAGAGUGCAUUAUAAAUGGCUACUGAAGUUCCUACGUAAACUACUCCUGAGAGCCAAAGAAUAUUUGAGCGUAGAAACCAUGAGCGUAGUAGUCAAACGGCUGAGGGAGAUUAUAAGCCCCAUAAACAACCAACUGGAAUCGAUAUACGAUCCUGUCAGGAAGAUAUCGAAAAGAAUCAAGAAAGAAUUGACCCUCCCACCGCCUCAUUCCACGAAGAUCAGCAUGGAAGUGCACUCGGAACUAAUGAGGAUAACGAGGGACUUCGAUGUGAGAGACGAAGGAGGCAGCACCCUGAAACAAAAAUUGAAGAUUAUAUCCGCGCAGUUUGAGAACACGCUGGCGAUGAGACAGCAAACGAUUUCCUUGUGGAGCGACAUUUACUCCAGGAAGUCGAGCGACGGAACGACGUUGCAAACCGUUAACGAGGUAGAAAACUUCUGCAAAGAGAGCCACAUUCGUCUGCGAGGUCCUACGGAAGUCGAGGAUAUUCUGAACAAAGUACGCUCUCUUCCAAAAGAGGAAAUGACGCAGCUGAACACGAGGACACAGUUGUGGCCAAUUUACGAGUACGUGUUUCUGUCGCUCGCCUGUACUCUGCAAGGAGAAAUGUGUCGGAAAGCAACGAUUUCCGGUGUCGCUUUGGCCAAAUGUCUUGCGAGAUUCGCGGAUGUGGCCAGUAUACCGAGCGAUCAUAUCGCUUUGGCCGAAUGUCUUGCGAGAUUCGCGGAUGUGGCCAGUAUACCGAGCGAUCUGAUGGGCUUGUUGAGCGCGAUAGCUCGAAAGGAAGUCGUGCAAGGAUCAGAACUCUUGUUGCUGCCGGAACUGUUCCGCUGUCUCGAACAGUUUGUUCAACGUUCUUACGCUUUUAAGGAUUCGAGCCGCCUUUUGCACUGGCGCGGUAUAACGGAGGAAGAUAUAGAGACAUCGGUAACUUCCUACACCGAAUCCAAGAGGGAAUUUAUAUACGUCGGUGGACCCGUUCUCUUGAAACUAGUACUGCAAUUAAUGUUGAAUAAAACAAACCAAGAAGAAGAGAAUAAUGUUUUUUCCACAAUCACGCUCGGAACAUAUGCGGCGCAAGUGAAUCAGCUGCAACUACUUAAUGAGAUUUUGUGGCGCAAUAGUAUCUCGUUAACAAACUCCCGACGCGAUUCAAGCCGUAGCGAUUUAGCAACAUUAACGUUUUACUUGCACUUAUAUGUAUCCAAAUUUCCGGUCGACAAAUCAAAACUGUAUGAGAUACUUGGAAUCUCGAUUGACGCCGACGGAAAGAAUCUUAACCGGAAUCCUGAAAUCGACCUGAUUAGAGUCGAUAUAAAAAAUUGCGAAGACAUGGAGCGUAGGUUGACGAGCGAUUAUCUCGAGCCGAAGGAAGAAUUGAACAAAGCGUAUGACAAAAUAAAGAUUAUGAAUGAGGAGACGGUCCUUCAAGAAAAAGACACGCUUCAACGGGGAAGAGCGUGGAUGAUACUCGGUUACAUGCAAUUGUUACUUUUUGGAAAUUUGGAUCUUAUCGAUCCCGUGCAUAAAGUGGAAUUGAAAUUCAAGUAUCUGGAGGAGGACAUCGCCGAUUGCAAAAAGACGAUAUACGUUACAACGUUGCAGGAUCGUAUUCUGGGUAUAUCACCGGUGAUGGAUGAGCGAAUCCAUCCGAGAUCAGCAUUCACAAGCACCUACAAGAACGAGAAGUUCUUGUUGAGGGAUAAUCUCAGCUGUCUGAGAGCGUUCAGGCCACCGCCCGUCAAAUUUGCCUCGCUCAGCAAAGACUGCGCCGAUUUCAGGAACGGAGUAGGUUCCUACACGAAGGUGAAGAAAUACAUGAACAACCUGUGUGAUAUCGGAACCAAGAUCAUUGAAAAAAAACGCGUGGAAUCAGAUGAUCGUGUUUUGCGAGAAGCGGAAAACUGGAGCUUAUCAGUGCAAGGGUUCGCCGAGCGGAUCGAGACGAAUUAUCUGUCAGAUUAUCCGGACGUGAUUUCUCCAUUACUGACUGCGCUGGCGCAGUUAAAUCACGGCGUUUCCAUACUGAUCAACGAAAUCCGACGACUGAUAUCUUUGUAUAAAACCGAUGACGCGGAUUUCGAGCGUAUGAUGAAUUUGAUCAAGUUUCCGACGAUCGGCGGGUCGUCGGUCGCUGAUCUUUCACGUCUAAGUAGAUUAUGCGUUUCCGAGAGCGUAAGGAAUCUCAUCGGCGAGUAUUCGUCUUCCACAGAUACGUUCGUUAAAAUGCGGGAGCAGUUCCGGAUAUUGAAGUCGGGUUUGCACGAACUACGUAAUUACGUAAUUGUCAACAGAGGUCUGACUAGAUCAGAGUGGCGAGACAUGAAUAAGCUGCUGCAACAGAUAGUUCUGAUCUGGAAGCAGCAGCAGCAAGAGGAAGAGAAACGGGCCGCGGAGAAAGACAGCUUGUACAAGAAUAAGAUCGAGAAUCACGGCGACACGUUGACGGAGAAGGAAGAGCUCGCUCUGGAAGUCCGCAAGUUGUUCCCAACGCACCGCGAAAAGGACUCCUUUGAUCGAAAGGAGAUCCAAUCAGACGAGACGGAAAUGAGCUUCACCGGUCUCGUCACCAAAGACGACAUCAGGGAGAUCCAGCAGAUCCACUCGAACAUCGUCACGUCUUACAUCGCCACCAAGUGGAUAUGCAACAGUUCUGCUGCGGCGAGUUCGACGAAUUACAUCGGGCCUCUGAUUCAAAGGUACAACGUGGUGUACGGGAUACUCGACAACAUUCUGCCGAGUUUAAGCGAAAAAUUUGCGGUCAAAUUGUACAACAGCUUCAACUUCCUGGUCACUUUGGGGUUGCAAGCGAGUCGAGAGAAGAGCGCGGAUCGGAAUUUGUUGGAGAACAUCGAAGGACAAAUGAGAGCAUACGAUUUCUACAAGGACUGCAACGUUGAGGAAGUGGAGAAGUGUCUACCAUUGUGCGAGAGUAUCCUGAAUCGUGUCGAUCAGCUGCUGCUGGAGGAGAGACCGGAACACCCCACUUUGAGAUCGAUACGAUGCAUAAUAGAAAGGAUCUACACGUUCUCGAUCACUUCACCUGUCUCCAUAUUUCUGACAGGUUUGGUGUUGCUGUUCGACGAGAUGCACAAAUUGAAGGAGAACGCGCAUAGCGGUGUCAUAAUCACGGACCUCAUGUCAGAGUUAACGCAGCGGAUAGAAUCCUGGAGGAAACUAGCGCUAAAAAGCUGGAAAGGUUGCCUCGAUACAACGUACAAGAAUCUCAGAUCGGAUACGUCCAAGUGGUGGUUCUUUUUGUACGCGCUGAUCGAAAGUUACGUUAUGAGACCCGAGAAAAAUAACGUCCAGCAAGCAAACGACGAGCCUAUCACCAGGCAAAAGUUGGUAGAAUCACUGGAGCGUUUCAUGAACGAGUCGUCCCUCGUCGAAUUCGAGUCGCGCUUGGAUCUCCUCUUGACGUUCCACUGUCACGUGUAUUACUUCGACGACAGCGACAACAAGAACGAGCUCUUGGCCGUAUUGUGGAACAUGUACAAUUAUUACAAGCAAUUCGUAGACGAUGUGAAUGCAAGGAUCGCCGCUUUGAAAGCGCCCAUCGAGAAGAAGCUGAAGGACUUCGUUGAGAUCGAGCUAUCUCAGCGAUCGAACGAUAUCAACUAUUCGGUUGUGAAGGAGAAGGUCGAAAAGACGCAUCGCAAACUGCAUGAAUACGUAAAGGAAUUUCAGAAUGCCCUGAAACAAAACGUGUCUUCUUGCUUGACUGUUAAGUCAGAAUCUUAUAGUACAGAGAUGAACAAGGGCAUCUGGGAUGAUGGAGAACAUCGUAGGCACGUGAUGAACCCUGAAGAUUUUAUUAUACCACCAGCUGUAAACGUGGAAGUACAGUUAAGUGGGCUUGUCAAAAGAACAGGGACAGCCAGGCGUCUAUGCAAAGAGAUAGUCCUGGCAAAUUCUUAUCCCCAGGUACGAGAAGAACUUGAAAAUUUCAUCGAAGAUUACAUGGAGCAGAGCGCGCGUCUUCGGAAUACGAACGUCAACAGAAGUUUACCGAAGAAUAAACAAAAGUCUGAAGCGAAGAGCUUUUUGCAUCAGAAGAAAAGUACGCUCUCCAAGUACUUCAAGACGUUGAAGACUCAGAUAGGCAUAUCCUAUCGCACUGGUAUACAGGCGUUGAAAAAUGACCCGGACAAGGUGAUAGACUUCACGGUGCCACCUUUGGAUCUGAGUAUAAUCGGCCAGUACUUUAAACUGAAUAAACCUGAUCAGGAUAUGCUGAUGCAGUGGAAAGGCUGCGAGAAGUAUUAUUAUAAAUCUCUCAUCAGGUUGAACGCUCUCAACGCGAUGCUCAGCACAAGCCAGACCGAUCUGGGGCUGCGGAACAUAGAAUGUUGCCGAGGAUAUUCCGCGCAUUUGAUGAUGAUGGCCCACAAGAAGAAGACGACCCUCGUCCAGACAUUCAAUUAUUUCUCGUUGCUUCGCGUACAGAUUUCGAGUCUGUCCGAAACGCACGAGCAGGAUCUGUACGGGGAGAAGCGGGAAAUAGGACAUGAAUGCGCGGAGCACCUGAAAACGUUGCUGAUUACGUUGGAAGUUGGAUUCGAGCAGCUGCUGCUGUUUCUGCAAUGCUGUCCCGCGAAAUCAUCAACGGAUCCGAACAGAGCGGCACUUACGUUGGACGCGAAUGCACUUCCUAUAAUCGCUGGCUCUCAAAAUGACGAAGUUUGGAAAAACGCGAACGCUCUGCUGAAGGAUAAUUUGAAUUCAGUAAGAGAUACCGCAAAACGUUUCCACGCCUUAUUCAUGCCACUUAAAAUCUUAUCGGAAAAUCAACCUAAAGCCAGCCAUAAUUUACCUUUAAGUUCGAAGAACUUUGAAUUCGUGAAGCAAUGUUGUGCGACAAUCGAAGUCCUAAGAGCGCGAACUAAGGAAUUAAAACGACUGUUUGAGCACAACUUGAACGUUGUACAUUCUAUCUGGGACAAUAUAGAGUCAUUAGACAAGAAAAUGGAAUCUUUCCUUUGUUGCGUCGAAAAAUUUAGAACAGGUAUACAAAAUAGAGAGCAAUCAGGAGAAAAAAAUCACAAUAUCAAGCAGUAUGAAUCAGCUCUAAAAUGUCUAGAAGAAAAGAUAUUACUUGUAAUACAGAAGAAAUACAAAGCUCAUACUGAGAAAGAUGUGCCGCGCCUCAAUGAGAAACCGAACGAGGAAAAUGAUAACAACAUAGAAAAAGAAGCAGAAGAAAAAUUAAUGGUGAAACUUGUUGAAUUGCUUGAACAGGAUAUAACCGAACUGGAGCUGUCUAACAUAUACAAUUUAUUUUUACAAUCAGCAGACUAUUGUACCAGGUCGCUCGUAAAAUAUUUACCUCUACUGGAACAAUAUAUCUUGCUCGUGCAGUUUUAUUUAAACGAGCAGGUGGCAUCAUUCCGUAUCACGUGUAAAAUGCUGUACCUGCAAUUAAACGUAUUCUUAGAUCUGGCUGCAAAUGGGUUCUGCGUGCCAAAGGAUUUAGAUCUCGAGGAAAACGAUUCAAACGAGUCAGGCGAGAUGACAGAGAAAGGCGGAAUGGGUUUAGCUGAUGGCGAAGGAACGAGAGACGUUUCCGAUAGAAUAGAAUCCGAGGAUCAGCUUGAGGAUGCAAGACCCGCGGAUCAAGAACGGGAGAAACAAGACGAUAAGAAUUGUAAGGAAGAGGAGAAGGGAAUCGACAUGUCUGAGGAUUUCGACAGUCAGCUUCAAGAUAUGGAGAAGAACGAUAGUGAUGAAGAACAGAGCGACGAUGACGAAGAAAACGAUUUGGAUAAAGAAAUGGGACAGACGGGAGAAGGCGCUGAGCAGCUUGAUAAAGAAAUCUGGGGCGACGAUCAGGAAGAAUCCGAAGAGGACAACGAACAGCCGGAAAACGAGGAUGAAGAGGAAGGCACGGGCGAACAAAUCGGUGAGAAGGAAAUGGGCGCGAGGGAUGACAGAGAUAACAGAAAACAGGAAGACGAUGACGACACAGAUGAAAAUCGACAAGUGGAAAAUAAAAAGGAGAUAAACGAGCUGAAUGAACCAGAAGUAGAUGAGGAUCAAAUUAAUCCUUAUCACGGCAAGUUCCAGCCUCAACCGGAACCCGAACCGCUUGAUUUACCGGAAGACUUGAAUCUGGAUGAGGACGGUAAGGAAGACAAGGGGGGCGAGGACGAGAAUCCCUUCGACAUCGACGAGAUGAAGAAGCCGCCGCCAGAGAAGCAGGAUGUAGAACUCGGGAAAGAAUCUGAGGAGACUAAAGAAAAUGAUUCUGGGGAGAACUCCAGCGAAGACGAGAACGAGAAUAACGAUAAUACGGAUAAAGAAAACAAAGCGGAAAGAACAGAGGAAGAGCUCGAAACUGAUAAGGAAACUGAAGAGAAAAGUGGAGAGAAUGCGGGAGCCGAGAACAAAGACGAGGAGCAGAAUCGAGAUGAAGAAGCGGAGGAAGACAAAUUACAAGAGAAGGCAGCGCCGAGUGCAGAUGAUGCGAGCAAGCAAAUGGAUGCUGCGCAACAAAUUGAGGAAACGAUGGAAGGUUCACGGGACACGGUGGCGCAACAACCAGACACGAAGGAUCAACAGGAGGAAACUUCAGCCGAAAAUACUCAAGAGGAUAAUAAUGAUAAAGGCACAGGCCAGUCGCAAUCGGCACAACAAGAAAGCGGGCAUUCAGGAUCAUCUAAGCAGGAAACUGUUCCGGCACCGCAGACCAACGCUAUGACGAAACCAGUCGAGAAGAGGAAGAACCCGGGCGAGAGCAACGAGGAUCGCAGUCUGUUGGAUAGAUUUGAGCCGACGCUGAAGAAAUUGAAGACGAUCUACUCGCAGGACGAGAUAUCGAAAGAUGAGAAGGAGGACGAUGCGAGCAAUGCUGAUGGCGACAAAGCCGAGAUGGCUCAACACAUCAAGGAAUCUGAAAGAUUUGACGAUUGCACGCUCGACGCCGCGACGGAAGAUCAGGUCAGACAACAAGCUUCGAAUACGGAUAAAGAUGAGAAUGAAGAGGAGAAAAAAGAUGACACUAUGGACGUAGAGAUGCACGAGGAUAAAGAGAACGACGUGGCGGAUGAUAAAAUAAAUGAGCAGAAAUCCGAAAAGAUCUCCGAGAUUACAGAUAACAAAGGCAAAAAGGAUUCUGAUGGUAAAAGAAACAACGUGGACGACAAUCAGACGGAGACAAUGGUCGAAUUGGAAGGCGAAACAGCAGAAACUAUGAAAGUGCAGAGAGGAACUGAAUCUACAUUUCACACGAUGGAAUGGAGCGUGGAAGAGAGUGAUCUUGCCUCUGGUUACGCGGAAAGAAAGCGAUUCGAGGUGGAAAAGAUGUUGGGCGAAUGGACGCAAAUGCCUUCGACGGAGGAAGCCACAGCCGCAUGGAAUCGUCUAUGUUCGGUCACGGAUGCAGCCGCUAGGGAUUUGUCCGAAAAAUUAAGAUUGGUGUUGGAGCCCACGCAAGCGUCGAGAUUGAAGGGCGAUUAUAAGACGGGCAAACGCAUCAAUAUGCGAAAAAUCAUCCCUUAUAUAGCCAGUCAAUUUCGCAAAGAUAAAAUCUGGCUCAGGCGCACGAAACCGUCGAAACGUGACUAUCAGAUCGUCCUCGCAUUAGACGAUUCCAGCAGCAUGGCAGAUAAUCAUUCUAAGGAAUUGGCCUUCGAGUCUUUGUCACUGAUUAGUAAGGCAAUGACGUAUCUGGAAGUAGGACAACUUAGUGUCAUAAGUUUCGGGGAGCAGGUGAAAGUGUUGCAUCCUUUAGGAGAACCUUUCACAGAACAAAGUGGAUCCAGGCUAAUACAAGAAAUGAGGUUUGAUCAAAAAAAGACAAUGAUUGGGCAAUUAGUCGAUUUUACGGUGGACAUGCUCGAGGAUCAGCGUACUUCAUCCGACAAUGCUAAACUGUUGGUAGUACUAUCGGAUGGUAGAGGGAUAUUUUCAGAAGGAAAAGAAAAAGUGAAUUAUGCUGUCAGGAGAGCUAGACUUGUAGAUAUCUUCCUAGUGUUCAUAAUAGUCGACAAUCCAAUUAACAAGGAUUCAAUAUUAGACAUCCGUAUGCCUGUGUUCGAAGGAGGAAAAUUGUUAGGAAUUCGAUCAUAUAUGGAUAAUUUCCCAUUUCCAUUUUAUAUGAUUCUUAAAGACAUAAACACAUUACCGGGAGUUCUGAGCGAUGCCUUACGUCAAUGGUUUGAAGUAGUUGGAAAAAUUGAUACUUAGACUGAUAAAUGUAAUUUAAACAUUCAAACUUUUAAAUUUGAAGCUGUAUAAAUAGUGGAGGCAAAUUAGGUUUUUAUCUCAAAACCGGUUCCGAGAUAACGCACUGUUUUGGUCUAAUUUGCCUCCACUAAAAUAAUAAAACAUAGUGUAUGAAUAUAUAUUAUAUAUAUUCCUUAUUUAAUAAGUACCUAAUA
This is a messenger RNA of Temnothorax curvispinosus, 16630 nucleotides long. RefSeq names its product midasin. Lineage: Eukaryota; Metazoa; Arthropoda; Insecta; Hymenoptera; Formicidae. The record is from RefSeq and is a predicted model, not a curated record. Gene Ontology annotation, molecular function: ATP hydrolysis activity; ATP binding. Gene Ontology annotation, cellular component: nucleus; preribosome, large subunit precursor. Gene Ontology annotation, biological process: ribosomal large subunit assembly; rRNA processing.